AUGUUCAGUUUCUUGCGCUCUAUUGCAUUACCAUUACCGACAUUCGGAAUCUCGCUACCAGCUAAUAUCCAGCGUCGCUUUUUAUCGUUUGUCCUUAAAUACUUUCUCGGACAUCUUGUCAAGCCUGGGCAACUUGACGACCACAAGAUCGAUGCCCAAAUCGGGAGUGGCCGGGUUGAAAUAAAGGAUGUAGAACUCGAUGACUCGGCCAUCAAUAAACUGCUUGUUGGCCUCCCGGUGUCUCUCCGUGAUGGCACUUUAGGAAAUGUCACUGUACAAGUGCCAUGGCCAAACGUACUUGCGGGCUCCUUAGGCGGAGAACAAUGCACUACGGCAGUCGAUCCACCUGAGCUCCCAGCUCCCAACUCUUCAAUAGAUGAUGAUUUCGCUGUACCUGGUUCAAUGGACCCAUUCCUAGAUGCUCCAGUGGCUACCUCGAUGGAAGAGUCGGUCGUGCUGGGCGACGAAGAAGGAGUCGGUGUACUCACUGCUGUCGUCGAAAGAUUGAUGGCACGCUUUACCUGCUCCGCAAAGGAUAUCUCGAUUACACUGGUCCAUGAAGGACAUGCCUCUUUCCAUCUAGGUGUCUCCGAGUUCACAUAUGGGGACGGAGUUUCGGACUCGAAUGUCACUAAGGAGAUAUCAUUACAAGGCUUUUCCGUUUCACUUACUCCUCUCGAGCCGAUGGAUCCGCCUUCUGUGAUCUACUCUCCCAUUGGGUCGCCCGGUCGACAGAAUUCUGGCGAAAAUGAACAAGAGAAUAUGCUACAGAGUGUUGCAUCAAUUGCUGACUCUAUGAUGUUUCAUAGUGCUCCGGCCUCGCCGACCGCGAGUACCCGUCAGGAGCAACCCCGUCUGCAACAGAUUUUGGGCUUAUCUGACGAACCUCUUUCAGUCACCAUUACUACCCGUCCUCGUGGGAUUGUUUCUUCGGGACCCAGCGCCCCUGCCGCCCGCCAACGUUCUCCCAAAUUCUCCGUCGAAGCCAAGAUGGGAUGUUGGAUCAAUUUGCGGGCCCUGACCCUUGUCACACCCCCAGCUAGCUCUACGAACAACCAACCUACUCCGCGACAAGAAACUAGAAAAGGCAUGCCAGUAUUCGAAGGAUCUGGGCGUAUUCGUGGGGUAGUUUUGGCUCUGCUGUUGGAGAAUACCCGGAGUUCAUCAUUUGCCAGACAUCAACCGGAUACCGAAAUCUCUGAAUUCUUUCGAAAGCCGACUCGUUCACUCUCCACGCCCCAUUUCCGCGCGAGAAUCGAUACAAUAGAGCCGUCUUUUGAUUCCUCUGGCAGUCUGAGUGCUUAUGUUGGCGAAAUAUCGGUAUUCCACAUGCAAGGAGGUCCAAAUCCUUCGUCCAGACCACUCCUUAUAGCGGACCCCAACCUUGAUACACAAUAUUCAAUCAAUACGAACGCACCGAUGUUGGACGUUGUGGACUGGACGAAGCCAUCAUCACAAACCGGGCCCCCAAGAUCUCUGCUUGGAGAGUUCGAGGGCGAUGUGGAAGUUGGAAUCCUACCCUUGCACUUAUUCUUGGAUCUCAAGGUUCUAGAGGACGCGAUUGCUUUUGGUAAUAGUAUUGGAUCGACAGUACCCGACUACGUCAACGACGAGAAUGAUCUUGAAGCGGAUGAUUCCACGCCUCCCACUACGCCUCGAAAUUACCGCUCGGUUGCAGAUGAUAUGGAGCGGGUCGAGAGCAAGGCUCGGAGUGUUAGUAUCGAGUGCUCCCUCAUCCGUAUUGAGCUAAGAACGCCUUCCCCACCGGGCCGCAAGCAACGCUCCGGGGCAAUUAUUAUUGAUCUACACACACUCAAAGCUGACGUCGCCUCGGCGCCCCUUCAGCUUCGCUGGGGAAGACUCUUAAUAGCCCUGGCCAAUCCUGGGGAUACCCGGGCGACGACUAUUCUGUCAGUAGGCCCAUCCAGAACACCGAAUCCAAAUGUCAAGCCAUUUGGAGGAUCAACUCCCACACAAAAGAUGCCAGAUGCAAUAGAACCAGAGAUUUCCCAAGUGAUCAUCCGUACCGGGACUCCUACCACCCUCGAAGUUCAACUGCCAGCCCUAUACGUGUCUUUGUCAAAGUUUAGUCUUGAUGGCCUGCAGUACUGGGUUGAUGAUGCCACACAAUGGGCCGAGCGCGCACUUGGCGAACGACGAUUGGACCAAUCCCGAGAUCCAAGCUUGAUUGGAAGUCGGUUCUUUGCGCGUAAUAGUAGCAUCGGUACCGUGGAGACCGCAGGUGCAGGAACAAGCCAAACAAUCAUUUGCGUGAAUCUAGAUAGGGCCGAGAUCCAGCUCUUUGUUCCAAGACAAAAGUUUGUCGAAUCUAUGGAAGCGCUUCCCUUUGAGGUAAUCGCUCUUGGAUUGGAAGUCAUUCUUGAAAUGAAGCCUGAUGGGAAGGACGAGACUCGGAUCUCCGCUUCGAUACUGGACACGGUUGUCAAGGAUGCAAGCGGCUCGCCCCUAGCUUCCACCAUCCUUUCUCGGACGCAUUCCUUGAAUCUGGCGGGCCAUGCUAAGCCGGUAAUUAAAGUCAAUUUCAACGCCAUAGUCGAUCCAGAGACGGGUAGUCGAGAGAACCGGAUUAAAGCCGUACUUACUGGUAUCACUUUCACCCUAGCCAAGACCUACGCUUGGGCCGGCCACUUGGGCGAAUUCUUCAAGGCGCCCCCAGAGACGUUUGAAGCAGUUGUUCCCACUGAGCGAGUACGAUUGAACCUAUCACUUGUCGACUCGUGCGUCAAAGUAAUCGCUCCCAAACACCCGGGUGCGUUGGUCGCCGUUAUUGGGGAAGUGAACUUCAACACCGAUGUGAUCGGAAGUUCUCCGGAGACCGUUUCGGAUGCAGGUCUGCAUGCCGUGACGGUAAUGUUGGUAGACGAAGAGAAACCUGAAACAGCAGACGAAGCAUCUACCACACCAUCGAAAGUAAGGUUCGCUAGCGAUGUCGAUAUUUGGAAGCGAAGAGGAUUCGCAAGCUUGGUCAUCGUUGAAGAAUUAACUACUCGUGUAAUUGCCAGAAAAGAGUCUCAUCCGCCAUUGUCUGUAGAUGCCUCCCGCGUCAAGAUAGGCGUAUUAGCGGCUGCAGACACCCUCGGAGCUCUCGGGUCUUUCGGAGCGGAUUUGGCAACCAUGUUCCCCAAAUCACCAGCACCCCCCCAAGGAAUACUAGAUGAUCUCGAAGAGGACGCUUUCGACCAAAACCGCCUUGAGCCUGAGCUUGAACUUGGACCGACGCUGGACAUAAUCAAGGAUGAUGUGCCCAGGAAUCUUGAUUACAUAGACGAGUCUAUUGGAGUUAUUGGUGGUGGUGGAGUUGUGGAAGCACUUUCGGAUGAGGAACUCUUGAGCGAAUCCGCUGACGAGGAAGAGAUGUCUGAAUCAAUGCUCGAAAAAGGUUCAGCUAUUAUCUCUUCGGCUCAUCGCUCUCGGACCUAUGGGUCUGCGUCCCAUGUAACAACUCCCGAAGAGGAUCUGCCGGAAUCCCGCGAAGAAACAAUCACGCUAUGGACUGAAGGAAUUAACGUCAUUGAAGAUUAUUUUGAGCAGAUAGAGCCCGAGCCACUUCUUACGACGAGCGUUGAGGAAGGGCUCGUCGCAUUCAGUCUAAAUCUCCAAAACUGCGAUGUUACCGUCCGGCUGCAUGACGGGUAUGAUUGGGAAAAGACCCGUCUUGCGAUAGAACAGGGCCGUAAGGCAGUGCGACGUCGGCUCGAGAAGAUUCGCCAGUUACUUGCGAGCGGGCAGGCUCCAGACGAGAGUAUUGAAGAUACCCAUGCAGUUCUAUUCAACUCUAUAUAUGUUGGGCUUCAACAAGACCUGGAAGACAUGGAACCAGAAGCUAUGAUUGCCGCGAUUGAUCAAGAACUUGCGGAUGAUGGAGGAGAUACCGCUACUGUCAGCUCUUGGCAGACGCUUGCAGCAGGACAAGGUACCCGACCCGCACACAAACGCCAAUCGAGCAAGCCAGGCAGGAAGAGUCGUCGAAUCACUCGUUCUCGAGGUCCAAGAAUCGAAAUCCUUCUUAAAGGCCUCUCGGCAUCUGUUUCACAAUUCGGACCAGACGAGCCCACUGCUAUGCGCGCCCUUGUGACCAUCAAAGACUUGGAAGUCCUCGAUCAUAUCAAGACUUCCACAUGGAAUGCAUUCUUGACUGGUAUGGCAGCUGACUCAAAGGGAAAUGUUCGUGAGACCGGCUCCGAUAUGCUUCGUGCGGAAUUCUCCAUUGUAAGACCGAUUGCGGGCAAUGCCGUCGAGGAAGGGCGCCUAAAGGCAAAGAUAUUACCUAUCCGGUUACAUGUGGACCAAGACGCAUUAGACUUCUUGAAAAAGUUUUUCAUGUUCAAGGACCCGGAUACUGAAGUCAAACCUGCUGACGGGAAACCUGCUGAAGAAAUGUUCCUUCAACACGUUGAGAUAUUCCCCGUUGAUCUGAAGCUAGAUUAUAAACCAAAGCGUGUUGACUAUCGUGCCCUGCGUGAAGGGAGAACGAUAGAACUCAUGAAUUUCUUCCAUUUCGAAGGAGCUGAAAUGACACUUCGCCAUAUCACGCUAUCUGGAAUCACCGGGUGGGCUCGUUUGGGCGACACUCUAAAUGACCUUUGGACACCCGACGUAAAAGCCACUCAGCUCGCUGAAAUCGUAGCAGGCAUCGCACCAUUCCGUUCACUCGUUCGGGUAGGUGCUGGUAUGGCCGACUUAGUCCUACUCCCUGCUUCUGCAGGAUGGAGGCGCGACCGUCGUCGAGAAAAAGGAGUUCGUGGGGCAGCGGCCGAGGCGGCUGCACUGGGAGCUCGAUUAGCAACUGGAGCUCAAGUAGUGCUGGAACGUGCUGAGAGCAUGCUAGGUCCCAGUACGUCAACCGGCUCCGGGUUCGCAUCCCGCCCUGGUCCAGGUGUAGGCGCAUUCCGUGGACCGGUCACUGCCGUUCCUGCAGGUGGACAGUGGGAUGGAAGCGCAUCCAUGAUUGCCCCGAGCACUUUUGCUGGAAACGAGGAAGGAGAUACUGACGAGGAGGGCUCUGGAGACGAGAGAAUGAUUAGUCGUUAUUCUCAGCAGCCUCGCGAUGUUACUGAAGGCGUUCGGUCUGGCGCUCGAGCAUUAAGAAGGAAUGCCACUGCAGCCGCGCAACUAUAUUGGCUAUCCCGAUGGAAGUUUACGAGCAGACCGAAGGCGAGGGAUCACUACGAGCUGUUGUCCGUGCAGUUCCGAUCGCAGUUUUGCGACCAAUGA
Messenger RNA from Rhizoctonia solani, 5235 nucleotides. Its product is annotated as autophagy-related protein 2. Gene Ontology annotation, molecular function: phosphatidylinositol-3-phosphate binding. The record is from RefSeq and is a predicted model, not a curated record. The coding region runs from base 1 to 5235 and encodes 1744 amino acids. NCBI's taxonomy places the organism in Eukaryota, Fungi, Basidiomycota, Agaricomycetes, Cantharellales, Ceratobasidiaceae. The transcript has 20 exons. Gene Ontology annotation, biological process: piecemeal microautophagy of the nucleus; autophagosome assembly; autophagy of mitochondrion. Gene Ontology annotation, cellular component: phagophore assembly site; extrinsic component of membrane.